This is a messenger RNA of Malurus melanocephalus (red-backed fairy wren), 1027 nucleotides long. RefSeq names its product urotensin 2B (gene UTS2B). The coding region runs from base 78 to 461 and encodes 127 amino acids. NCBI's taxonomy places the organism in Eukaryota, Metazoa, Chordata, Aves, Passeriformes, Maluridae. The transcript is spliced from 5 exons. Gene Ontology annotation, molecular function: hormone activity. Gene Ontology annotation, cellular component: extracellular region. The record is from RefSeq and is a predicted model, not a curated record. Gene Ontology annotation, biological process: blood vessel diameter maintenance; regulation of blood pressure.
GCACAUCCACUGCCUCUUAAAAGUGAGCUCAUCUGGCGCUGGUUGCAUUGAAGUCCUCCACCGUGCCUGAAGGAAGGAUGCUUUUGGGCACUGGGAACAUGGAGAGGAUGUGCUCUGCCCAGCUGUGUCUGGCAGUGCUGACCAUCUUGACCAUGACUCUGUGUGUCCCGUCCACGCAUGGAGACCCUUUUUUACUCCAAGAGAACCGAGUGCUUCCAGAGAGAGAAGACACAAAUCACCAGGACACAUUGCUGACUCUGCUUCUUAAUAAGAAAUACGCAUGGCGGAGGCCAGAAAAUAUCGACUGGGAGCUGGCAAAGAAAUUUGAAGAGCUUGAAGAGCUGGAGAAGUUGAAGGAUCAGCUCUCGACUGAGGACGGGUCAGAGGUGGCCUAUGCCUUGGAAAGUCUCUCAGCAUCCCAGCCCAAAAAACGCGCUUGCUUUUGGAAAUACUGCAUCUGAAGKCUUGUCAGGACAGGAGGAUGAGGAUGAGUCCUUCCCCACCCUGCCUUGCUGGGUAUCACCAUGUCAAGAGUUUGUUCUGUUCUCUCAUCGUGCUGCUCAUUUGGAUGCCAUCCUCCACGACUGCACCACAGCCAGGUGUGACAGGGACUGUGACAGGAGCUGGCAGCUCACUGCCACUCUCUGCUGCUCCUUCCUUCCAGGUCUAACCCACCACCAUCUUCUACUCAGAAGACGCUUCCCAAAUUUCUGUGCUGUCCUGUGUGUGCCCUUCAGGCUGCUGCCACUGCCCACUCUCCCCUUCUCACCAGGUCCCCUGAGGCCCCAAACUCUGACUCAGCUUCCCUGGGCUUGGGGCUCUGCCCACACGUGCAGAUGCUGCUCUCGGUGGUGUCUGGGUUUCCUGUCACCUCCUGAGCAGGGCUGUGCUGCCCUGGUGGCUGCAGUUGGGACAGGAAGGCAGGCUGGGGGUGAUGUGAAGGGCUCAGGGCUGCUGCCACAGCUUGCUGUGCACAGGGGAAGGCAGGCAGAGAGCUCUGGAUCCUUGGGGUAUCAUUCCAAUAAAG